Aedes aegypti (yellow fever mosquito) is the source of this 5497-nucleotide messenger RNA. RefSeq lists its product as uncharacterized. The transcript is spliced from 9 exons. Gene Ontology annotation, cellular component: lysosome. Bases 285 to 5255 code for a protein of 1656 amino acids. Lineage: Eukaryota; Metazoa; Arthropoda; Insecta; Diptera; Culicidae. Gene Ontology annotation, molecular function: cysteine-type endopeptidase inhibitor activity; cysteine-type endopeptidase activity. The record is from RefSeq and is a predicted model, not a curated record.
CAGUUGAGUGAAGUCGGUCGUCGUGAGUGGACGUGUUUUUCGGUAGCUAGUGAUCAGCCAGAAUUAUUGGCAAACAAAAGUGUAUAGUGCAGUGUUUUUCUCAGGUGAUGUGUGUGUGUAUUGGUCGUGCAACUAAACGACCACCUAUAACCUCGGGCUGCGGAAGAUUAAUCGAAAAUUUUCACCACAGUUUGGUCAUCCAUUCAUAAACAUCCCAUUUUUGCGCAUAUUACACAGAAACGGAUGACGAAUCGACAGUAGAAUAAUCGGCGAGAAUUACAAUCAUGAAGUGCUGGCGAAGCAGGCUGGUGGUAAAUGUUUUGAUACUACUGGCGAUAACCCUAGCGACGGUAGUGCGUUGCCAGGAUGAACAGCAGGCGACGACGACGGACGUGGCUGAUGGAGGAACCGCGGCAGGCGCUGAUGAUGUGAAGGAUUACUUGGUCAGCGGACUCCGUUUGGAACACGAACUCGUAAAGGAGCAGGCUGACGACCCGUCUACUCGGACAAGUGGCGAAAGCUUUGUCGCCAUCCAUGUAGAUGCUCUGGGUACUAAGGAACAGCUUCGGCCGUCUCUUCGCGGUCUGUCCUACAUUGCGAUAAGUUUCCUGCCGAGGGACUUCACCCUUCAGGAGGUCCAGUCGGCUACUAGAGAAGUGGUCGCCGGAGUUCGAUACGAACUCGUUGUCAAAGCCUUGGAUCGUGAACAGUCGGAGGUCUUGUGUAAGCUCACUGUGCUAGAAAAGCCUUGGUUGACUACGGAGAGCGGCGACAAGUAUCGUAUAUUGGAGUACUCGAACUGUACCUCCGGAGAGGAUACCACCGAAACAACUGAAGUCGUUACCAAAUUGAAUCCCAUUUUUGAUCCGAAUGUACGAGCCCAACAGGAAAUGAGUCCUUCUCGUUUCAAAGACCUGGUGAGUCAGAUCAUUAUCGAGAAGAAAAUAGAAGCCAGCAGCACUCCAACUCCAGCGGUUUCUACGACCACUACGGAGCACUCAACUGCUCCAGUGUUGAGCGAAUCUUCGAAAGACGUACUCGAUCAGUUGUUCAUGUUCGGUAGUGAAGCACAGCCACCAAGAAGAGUUGCCGACAAUUCUAACGACAGUGAUCAGACUAUCGUUGAAGAAAUGAUCGUUCCAAAACGCGUAACACCUCCUCAAUCGCAGUUGACGACUACGGAAGUACCACCACUAGAAACGACCACCAUUUCCCUUGACCAGCAAGUACAGUCCACGUUCGAAGAGGUGUUCAAAACCCAUCAGGAGAUUCAGAAAGCACUGGACGAAGUCAUCCAGCGAGGUGGCGGCCGGGACGUCCAGCAAAAGUACGAACCGGUAUUUGCAUCCCUUCUCCAAAAGGUCAAAACAAGCAUCGACAACUACUAUCAAACCAUCCAUCCGGGCGGAGGUGACGCCAACGUAGACACAGCCGCGUUCGUCAUCAGGGACAGUAAGACCCCGGUGCAGAAUUCCACUCCAGCAGCAAAACCAAACGACGAUCAACAUUCAUCCGAGAGCAACGAUCUGGACGAUCAACAGCAACAGCAGGUGAUUCUGCCAGACUUCAACCUACUGCCGUCGCAACCGUCGGAGGCUCCACCAAAGAUCGACUCGGUCGUGAUGCACUUCAGCGACGACAGCGAUGAACAGCAACACGAAGACGUCCAACGACCUCAAACGCGAGAGGAACUGAUCCGCGACUUGAACACCGAUGACUCUCAACAGCGCAACAAACGUGCGCCCGGGUCGCAUUCCUAUGAGCACGAUUUUUCCUACCACAAUCCGUUUUAUGGUAGCCAUUCCCACGAAUCCUACGAGCACUACGGACACCGACCGUUCUACGGCCAUAACCCGUACAACAACUUCAAUCCGUACUUUAACCCGUACAGCGGACCCGAUCGGUAUCCGUACUACACCCAUCAUCGCGGGAAGCGAUUCGUCGAGAUGGACCUCAAAGUCGCCGAUGAGAAGCAGACCUCCGAGGUGGAGAAGAUGAUCAGUGAGGCGAUCGAGAUGCUGGACCACAUGGACGCUGAUCUGUUCAAGCGCGUUCUGCUGGAGGUGAUCAGCGUCAAGCGGAUCAACCAGUUCAGCAGCGCCGUCGAGCAAAAGGGAGACUUGUACGUGGCGCGGGUGCUGACCGCCAACUCGCAUUGCGUCGAAGAGGUCGAAGACUCGGCCAAGUGCAAGUCGCUGCUCAUCGACGGCAGCAACAAGUUCUGCACACUUGAGAUUCGUGCCAAGGACAAGGAAGUGCGUCUGGUGAAGUCGGAGUGCGUUCCGAACAAGCUGAUGGGCGGACACCACGAGGUGGAUCUGUCCGAGCCGGAGCAUCAGCAGCGUAUCCAGGCCGGUCUGAAGGGGUACGCCAAGGGGAAGCUUAGGAAUUCGCGUUUCGUUAUUCGCUGCGGCACGGUUCAGAUCGUAGCCGGAACUAUCCAUCGCUACACCGUAGAUCUGGUGGACAAGGAUCAGCAAGUGCUGAACACUUGCAACGUGAAGAUCUAUACCCCGUUGCAGGACGCACCCGAGUACAGUUUCGACUGCCAGGAGGUGUCGCGUAGGGUCGCCCGCGAUGUGGAACGGAAGAAGCUUAGCAAAGGUCCGAAAACCGGCGCCCCAAUGGAGAUGACUCCGGAAGAGUUCGGCAAACCGGAGCAUGCGGAACGCAUCCAGAGCAUUCUGCUGACUGCUGGAGGAGCCAACACUGAGCGCAAGUACAAGAUCGUUGAAGCAACGCAACAGAUCGUGGCCGGUUCUCUCUACACCUACAAGCUGAUCUUCACCGACGACCCGGACAAGCGUGUCUGCAAGCUGACUUCCCACGAGCGGCCUUGGUUGAAGGAAAAGUCGCCGUCUGAAGCUAGGAAGGUUUCAUUCUCCUGUCCGGAAGCCCCAAACAGUCGUUCUAAGCGCUCGAUUUGUGCUGGAUGUCCUUCGGCGUUGUCUCCGAAUGAUCUCCAAGACGUUGAACACAAGCAGCGAGUUAAUAAGAUUCUGCUGGCCAACGUGGUUGGAUCACAGGGUGAACUGGAGUCUCUAUCACCGCAAAUCAUCAACGCCACAAGUAAGGUAGUUCAAGGCACGCUGUACACCUACUUUGUCAGCUUCAAACUGCAAGGCGCCCAUCAAAUUUGUGAGUUAACUGCAUGGGAACGUCCAUGGCUGGAUGAUUCAGAAGCCUACAAGUACACCGCCUCUUGCGCUGAACAGGACGAUUCCAAUGCACUGCGUAAGCGCUCCAAACGGUCUUUUUGUGUCGGAUGUCCAACGGCUAUAACAAAUCUUCAGGAAGGAGACCAUAGGGAGCGUGUCGUCAAGAUUCUACUAGCCAAGGUGGCCGGAUCUGAGGAUCAACUGCAAUCCAUGUCGCCUGAGAUCAUCAACGCCACCAGCCAGGUCGUUCAGGGAACUCUGUAUACGUACUUCGUAGCCUACAGGUUAGAUGAUUCCCAUCAGGUUUGCAAGCUCACCUCCUGGGAGCGACCUUGGCUGGAUGGAGCAGAAGCCUACCAGUACACGGCCGAAUGCGGAGCCGCACAGGGUGAUUCCAAUACCUUGCGCAAGCGUCGAUCAGUGUCCAGGAGUAAACGAGGCUUCGGAUCGGCUCGAGUGCUGACUGCCGAAGAGUUACAACAGGACGAACAUGUCAAGCGAGUUGACGCCAUUUUGGCCUCCAGUCCGGGUGCUAACGUAGAGAGCCCGAGAAUAGUCAACGGAACCGUUCAGGUGGUGGCCGGUCACAGUUACACGUACUACAUUGCGUACACCGUAAAUGGCGAAGAACGUGUCUGCAAGUUGAACUCCUGGGAGAGGCCGUGGUUAGAGGAUAAGCAACCUUCCGAGGCGUACAAGCGCACGGUUCAAUGCGACGGUACGGAUGAGAGCUCGGUUGCACGUGCUCGCCGCCACGCCAAGAAGACCGGUGCCUCGAACGAGCUGUCCGCCGAAGAUCUGAAGGACAAGAGCCACGUUGAGCGGAUCAAGGCCGGACUGGUGGCAUACAACACGGAAAAAUCCAAGUCCUACGAUGAAUUUGAAAUCGUCAAGGGAUCCGUCCAGCUGGUCGCAGGUUCCCUGUACAAGUACACAUUCAAGGUCAAGAGUGAACCGGAGGUCAUCUGUAAGAUUUCCGUGUGGGAGCGCGUUUGGUUGGACGCUCAGGACCAACGUAAGUACAACGUCAAAUGCGACGGAGAUGAUGAACCAGAGCAGGAACAGAAGCUAGCAGCUUCCAAGCGUUCCGCACGUUCGGUUCGUCCUCGGCAGUCCGACUCGGACGGCGAAGGUCACUACUCGAAGGGGGAAGAUCACGCCCGGCAUCUGUUUGAGAAGUUCAAGCUGAAGCACAGCCGCGAGUAUCAGAGCACUUUGGAGCACGAGAUGCGAUUCCGGAUCUUCAAGAACAAUCUGUUCAAGAUCGAACAGCUGAACAAGUACGAACAGGGAACGGCCAAGUAUGGCAUCACGCACUUUGCCGACAUGACUAGCGCAGAGUACAGACAACGAACCGGUUUGGUUAUUCCGCGAGACGAAGAUCGGAAUCACGUGGGUAAUCCCAAGGCCGAGAUCGACGAGAACAUGGAACUUCCGGAGUCGUUUGAUUGGCGUGAGUUAGGGGCAGUUUCACCGGUGAAAAAUCAAGGAAACUGUGGUUCAUGUUGGGCUUUCAGCGUUGUCGGCAACAUCGAAGGUCUCCAUCAGAUCAAAACUAAGAUACUUGAGGAAUACUCAGAGCAAGAAUUGCUCGACUGCGAUGCAGUCGACAGUGCCUGCCAAGGAGGAUACAUGGAUGAUGCCUACAAAGCUAUCGAGAAGAUCGGUGGCCUCGAGCUGGAGAGUGAGUACCCGUAUCUAGCCAAGAAGCAGAAGACGUGCCACUUCAACAGCACCGAAGUGCACGUCCGGGUUAAGGGAGCCGUCGAUCUGCCGAAGAACGAAACGGCCAUGGCCCAGUACCUGGUCGCCAACGGGCCCAUCUCGAUCGGUUUGAAUGCCAACGCGAUGCAGUUCUAUCGGGGUGGAAUUUCGCACCCGUGGAAACCGCUGUGCAGCAAGAAGAACCUGGACCACGGUGUACUGAUCGUCGGCUACGGCGUCAAGGAGUAUCCCAUGUUCAACAAAACGAUGCCCUACUGGAUUGUGAAGAACUCGUGGGGUCCCAAGUGGGGCGAGCAGGGUUACUAUCGGAUCUUCAGGGGUGACAACACCUGCGGUGUCAGCGAAAUGGCAUCGUCGGCUGUGCUAGCUUAGACAUCUCUGGGUUGGUUUGGGCAGACUUGACGAGGAUCAUCUGCCAAAAGCGGGGGACAAUAAUAUCUACCAUUUAUCUAUAUAUACUGUGGAAUCUAUUUGUCAGCGAAUGUUAGUCCUAGGAAGCAAUAUUGAGUGUAUUUUUAAUCCUAUGGCAUCUAUCACUAGGUGUUCUGUUUUCCUCUGAAUACACAGAAGGCUGUUCCAUGAUUAGAAGGAACACCUAGCAAUGGAUCGGAAAA